Messenger RNA from Aspergillus thermomutatus, 1065 nucleotides. RefSeq lists its product as uncharacterized. The transcript has 2 exons. NCBI's taxonomy places the organism in Eukaryota, Fungi, Ascomycota, Eurotiomycetes, Eurotiales, Aspergillaceae. Bases 1 to 1065 code for a protein of 354 amino acids. The record is from RefSeq and is a predicted model, not a curated record.
AUGGACUCGCCCCGUCCCCGUAACUGGAACCAAAAGUUAUUUGCCACGUAUUUGGGCGCGACAGGCAGGGAGAUCGCCGAGUUGAGGCGCGUGCUGACGCAGUUGAUGACCGCGCAUGGCAAAUUGGACAAGGGGUACAAGUCGAAGGCUGCGAGAACGGAACUGCAAGAGUGGAUACAAUCGAACCUGUACCAACUACCUGGCUUCGUCCAAGAUGCCUGUUUCAACAAGUCUCGGAUGGACGGGCUAAUGGGCAUGGCCUAUAAGAUCAAGAACGAACAUGUACAUUAUCUUUCAGCACGCGACAGACAGAAUCAGGCCGCCGAACCGCCAUCGAGCAGCUUCGACCAGGGCAGCAGCGUUGUCCACGGAAGCCAGAGAGUUGAACGGGAAGAUAAUCACGUGGUUGAUCAGCCCACCAGCAGUAUCCCCAGCAAUGCGGUUGAUCAGCAGGUCGAUGCAGUCGACGAGGCCGGACCUGCAGUCACUGUGGAGGAGGAGACUGUCGCAGAGCCCCCGAGCAAAAGAGCCAGGACAACACCGACUCAAGCUGCUCCAAUCCAACCUCCCCUGCCAGAUCUGCUCUCCCGGAAUAUAUGGGUUCUGAACGAAGUGAACCCCGCUCAGCAUGGCCUAUGCUCGAUGCAAGACCUUCUUACAACCCCAGAAUCUCGCAGCAUCAAUUUCAUACCGCGGCUCAUGGACUUGGACUUUGACCAUUGGCUUUCGAUAGUUGAGGCGCAAUGUGGCUACGACUUUACUGCGCAUCGUUUGGAAUAUCGCCCUCCAGCGAACGUGGUGUCUCGCUCGCUGGGUCUACCCCCGAUCACGAUUCCGAUGUCGACACAAAGUCAGUGGCGGGGUGCGAUAAACUCGCAGAUUCAUGUCGAAGGUGGCCGAGAUCCUGUUUUUUAUUUGGUUUCACAGUCAGAAGAAUUACGAGAACCAUCGCCGCCUCCACUACCUUCGCCUUCAUCUGCGAACAAUGCUUCCCGCGCUCGUGACCCUCUUGUCAUCAAGCAAGAGUACGUCGAGGAACAAGUGAGACUCGCAGGAGUGCAAUAA